GCGCGAGGCAGUUGCACGCCCGGAGAGUGUGCGCGCAGUUUGAUUUGGACUCGGCGGCUGUUUUGAGGACGGCUGUCAACAGUGGGUUAUGGUCUGUGCGAUAACGUUACUUUAAUUCUGCUAUUUAACCUAACGCUGAACUGUUAGUUACAGUACGUUAACGGACUGUAAGUUAGCUAGCGAGCUACGUUGUGUUGUUGUUGUUGUGUUGUUGUUGUGUUGUUGACUGGGUCCGCCCUUAGUUAACGUUAGCUAACAUUUGUUUUCUGGAGGUGACAUUUGUCGGUGAUGACAAAAGAUGAGAAACGCUGCCCUGCUGCUCGGAAUAAUGUUAAAGGCUGGGAAGACCUGUUCUACAAAAUGAGCUGACUAUCACAGGAUUGUAUCGAUACUGAGAUCACACACCCUGUCAAGCAGGAUGUUCAAGAUGUUAGAUCUCUAAUCGUUACAAAUGAGAGUGACCAAGCUGGAAAGGAGAACCUCCACAGAGUUCAUUUUACUCAGCUCAGAAAGGAACUGAAAAAAGUGCUACACAAUGUCAGUGGCAGUGGAAACCACAGUGUCCAGGGUGUCUCUCCCUCUUCCGGUCCACUUCUCCCACGCAGAGCAGUCCUUCUCCCUCAAAAAGCGGCGUCUCCCUUUUUCCUCCUCGUCUACGUCCAACUCCUCCUAUUCUUCCCCUGCUCAGCUCUCCCAUUCUCUGCCCCCUUUGCCACCAUCCAAAGGAUGCCUCCCUCUGAGCAGGAUGUUCCCCCAACAUCCAUCCCCCUGGACACCCCUGUCUUGUUCCCUCAGAAAGUCUCCGAAUUCUGUGUACAAUCCCAGCAAACAACAGUCCUAUUUCAGUCAGUGCUUCACUAAUCUGGGCCUGCUGGGAAGAGGAUCCUUCGGAGAGGUCUACAAGGUGCAAAGCACAGAGGAUGGACUACAGUAUGCAGUCAAGCGCUCUGCUCAUCGCUUCAGGGGCAACAGUGAGAGGAACCGGAGUGUGAGGGAAGCCAGGAACCACGAGCGCCUGUGUCCCCACCCUCACAUACUGAAUUUUGUGGCAGCCUGGGAGGAGUGUGGCCGACUGUACAUUCAGACAGAGCUGUGUAGCACCAGCUUGCUGCUUCAUGCUGAGAACCAGCCUCCCGGCCCAGAUGAGCCUGCAGCGUGGGCCUACCUGUGCGACCUUCUCUCAGCACUGCAGCACUUGCACUCCCAUGGUUUUGUGCACCUGGACCUCAAGCCUGCUAAUGUCCUCAUGACUGAGUCUGGACGUCUCAAGCUGGGGGACUUCGGGCUGCUACUUGAGCUCAAACAAACGAGUGCAGAGCCUGUAGAGGGGAAGGUGAAAGAGGAUGCCCAGGAGGGAGACCCCAGGUACAUGGCCCCUGAGCUGCUCCGUGGAGAGUAUGGACCUGCUGCAGAUGUUUUCAGUUUGGGUAUUUCAAUCCUGGAGCUUGCCUGUAAUAUUGAGGUUCCAAAUGGUGGAGAGGGCUGGCAACAACUCAGAAAAGGCAGCCUGCCCUCAGAGUUUACCAGUGGCCUGUCAACUGAGCUUCAGACAGUGCUGCGGAUGAUGCUGGCCCCAGAACCAUCGGAGAGACCCACAGUCUCUGAGCUUCUUGCCCUCCCGUCUGUUUGGAAGCACAGUUGGAAAAGACGCAUCUAUCUUAUGGUCACAGAGGCCACGCUGACACUGGUCUCCCUCUGCCAGUUGGUGGUGUGCUUUGGGUGCAGGCUCUUGUCCUCUCUUCACUUGUCCUUUCUCCCUCAUUGGACCAAGCCAGUACCCUGCACUCCUUCUAAGGAUAGCUGGGACAGGGAUUUAACCCUGCCCCUCAGUGCCAUGCACGCUGACUCAGGGAGCCCAGAGGACGAUGCAGUGUUUCUGCUGAAUUCCACAAACCCGGAGCUUUCGCCCACCUUCUCACACAGGGUCAAAUCCAGACUGUCUGUGGAAAGCACAUCGACUCCUCUCCCAGGUUCACCGACACACAAUCAUCAAAGUCCUGCCAACACACCCACUCACUCAAAUCUGGGUGAUUGGUUCUCCUGUAAGUUAGCACAGACGCCCUCCAGCAUCCACUCAAAUGGUUCCUGCCACAAACUGACACCCAGUGCGAGCCCCAUACACGCAGAGCUUCACACAGACACCGUGAACGAAAACUCCACGCACAGCCGCUGCUCAUCCCAGCGACGUGCUCGCAACUGGGUCCGAACGGAGGAGGCCGUACCCCGACCCAACUUUGAACCAAAGAACCUGCUCAGUCUGUUUGAGGAAACGACUCCAUGAGUACGAGACUGCCAGUUUACAUUCAGGGACAACGCGUUUUCACUUUAAUAUGUUGGGUGACGAGGACCUAAUGUGUGAAUGUACCAAGUUCACUACUUAGUGUGUAUGAACUGCUUUUGCCAUUUUGUAACAGUUGUAUGUACAACAGCUUCUUGUAUUUGAAAAAAAUAUAUAUAUUUAGGGGAAAGGGGUUGAACAUGUAAUCGGACCUUUAAAGCACUUUUUAUGUUUGUGUAAAUGCAAUCUGUUGCUGAAAUGACAAGUCAUGAUGUAUUGUUAAACAAGUUAUCAUUAGCUUGGUAUACUCUGAGUUAUUUACCUCGUGAGUUACAAAAUGAAAUAAAACGAAGAGGGAAAGAGAA
Molecule: messenger RNA, 2643 nt
Organism: Dicentrarchus labrax (European seabass)
Lineage: Eukaryota; Metazoa; Chordata; Actinopteri; Moronidae
Gene: pkmyt1
Product: protein kinase, membrane associated tyrosine/threonine 1
Exons: 9
Coding region: 536-2281 (581 amino acids)
Biological process (GO): protein phosphorylation
Molecular function (GO): protein kinase activity; ATP binding
Source: RefSeq, a predicted model, not a curated record